This is a messenger RNA of Prunus armeniaca (apricot), 924 nucleotides long. The record is from the annotation of a GenBank genome assembly. Lineage: Eukaryota; Viridiplantae; Streptophyta; Magnoliopsida; Rosales; Rosaceae.
AUGGCUCUCUCCUUCUCUCGCUUGCUGUUGGUCUUGGGAUUCUCCGCCUUGUUGUGUAUUUCAGUAGCAGCAGCUUUCCAAUCCGAUGAGCUCUUAUUGGACGACGACGAGUUCGGUCUAGAAGGAGGGUUGCACACUAAGUCUCCUGAUCUCACAUACACACGAUCCUCACCUCCACCACCAUCACCACCAACUUCAUCAACCUCCCGGAAGAGGUUUUCCGAUCCGGAUUCGGACUCCAAGAUCCAAUUCCAGCUCCAUCACGCCUUUGGGGACUCUGAUUUCUCGCCCGCUGGUACUUUCAGUGCUCGCUUGAAGACAUGGAAUCACGGUGGUCAGACCCUUACAAAGCUACGAUUUUCGAGGAAUGCUUUUACUGAAGAGGAGAAGGAGAAGUUUGCGCUACUAUUGAAGGGAGAUGACUUCUAUAGGAUAAGAUUGCCGUCCAGUGUUUUGAAUCCUCCUGGGAGGGAUUAUGUUAUUUCUUCAGUAAAAGCGAGAUGUCUUCCACGGGAUGGUUUGGAUGAGCACUUCGUUAUACACACGGAUGGAAUUAAUAUCUUGGCAGUUAAUUAUGGUUCGCCUGGGGCAUGUCCAUAUCCUCGGCAAAUGAAACUUCCUGGAAAGUGGUCUUUUAACUCUCACACGGUUUUGAAGAAUAGUGAGCAAGCUCCAAGAGCUCCAGUGUUUGCUGAGGAGAUUCUUGGAGGCGAGUUAGGAGAAGGUGAAGUUGUACCGCCACCAGAAAGGUCCCUUUGGGCUAGAUAUUGGAUGUACUUAAUCCCGCUUGGGCUCAUUGUCAUGAACGCCAUAACCCAAGCAAUGAACAUGGCAGAGGAACCGGGUGCUGGUCAGCCAGCAGGCCAAGCACAGCAGCCAGCUGCUGUCCAGCGUGGGUCAAGUUCUGCUGUGCGAAGAAGAUAG